GAGGCUUGCAGAGAGAGGGAGAGGAGACCAGAUGAGAAGAUUUUCUGUGCAUAGCAGAGGCCAGAGAUUCAGAGGAACUCUAAUUCAGAGCACGAUGGCAGAGGAAAUCGUAAGCAGGGUGAUUUCAUUUGCUACUGAGCUGAUCGGCAAUGCUCGGAGCUGCAAGGAGGAGCUGAGAGGGCUUGGUGAAUCAUUAACCAUGAUUCGAGCUGUUUUGACUGAUGCCGAGAGAAGACAAGUGAGAGAUGAGUCUGUGAAGCUUUGGCUCCAAAAGCUUGAAGAUGUUGCUUAUGAAGCUGACGAUGUGCUGGACGAGUUUAUGUACGAGAAUCUCCGGCAAAAGAUAGAGGUCGAAAACGAACGGAAGAGAAAGGUAAACUUCAUCGACCCAUUUAUUUUCAGUCUCUCCAUGGCGAAAAAAAUUAAGGCUGUUCAGGAAAAACUAGCAAAAGUAAAUGGGUUGGCAAAUGGGUUUGGACUUGCUAGAAUAUUGUCAGUAGAUUCAAAUGUUGAGAUUGUUCCAACUAGAGAGACAGACUCCUUUCUUGAUCAUUCAGAAGUUGUAGGAAGGAAAAGUCAAGUUUCAAAAAUAGUGAGCUUGCUGACUAGUGCAACCAAUCAACAACUCUCCGUCAUUCCUAUAGUCGGCAUGGCUGGUUUGGGAAAGACAACUUUUGCAAAACUAGUGUACAAUCAUGAGCUAGUAAAAAAACAUUUUGAUAAGACAAUGUGGGUAUGUGUCUCUGAUGAUUUUAAUGACAAAAAUAUUUUAAGAGGGAUUCUUGAAUCCCUUACUAAUAACUCAAGUCUUUCAGUAAGUAAGAAUACGGUACUUCAAAACCUUCAAAAAGAGUUGCAGGGGAAAAAAUAUCUUCUAAUUCUUGAUGAUGUAUGGAAUGAAGUUCUACUAAAAUGGGAUACAUUAAGGGAUUGCUUGUUAGGAAUUAUGUCAAAUACUGGAAACAGUAUUAUUGUUACAACCCGUAGUGACAAGGUGGCAGAAAUCAUGGAAACACAUCCCCGGCAUCACUUAGAAAGACUACCUGAGGCAGAAUGCUGGUCCAUAAUCAAGAAAAAAGUAUCUUCAAUUCCAUUAACUCCAGAUUUGGAGGCUAUCGGAUAUGAUAUUGCCAAAAAAUGUGGAGGGGUCCCAUUAGCAGCAAAAGUCCUAGGAGGGACAAUGGCUCGUAAAAAAGUAAAAAAUGAAUGGUUAGCAAUUCAAAACAAUGAAAUUUGGAAUUACCCACAUGUUAGCCAUGAAAUGUUACCAAUAUUAAAAUUGAGCUUUGAUCAUCUGCAAUCACCAUCUCUUAAAAAAUGCUUUGCAUAUUGUUCAAUUUUUCCUAAAGAUUACAUGAUUGCAAAGGAAGAGUUAAUUCAGUUUUGGAUGGCUGAAGGGUUCCUUCAACCAUCUCAAGGAAGUUGUGUGGUAAUGGAGGAUAUUGGUAACAUGUAUUUUGACAUCUUGUUGGCAAAUUCCUUAUUUCAAGAUGAGAAAAAGGAUGAGUUUGAUAAUAUUAUCAUUUGCAAGAUGCAUGAUUUGGUACAUGAUCUUGCACUCUCAGUUUCAAAAUCUGAGACCUUAUUUUUGAAUAAGGAUUUGGAGGGUGACAUCAGUCACACAAGAUAUUUAUUUGUCAAAUCUGAUGGUAAAAUUAUACCAAGAAUUCCAUCUUCAAAAGACGAUGUUAGGAAAUUGCGCACAUUUGUUUCUAAAAAUGUUGUGCUUGGCAACACGUUAUUAAAUUUUAAUUGCUUACGUGUUCUAAAAUUAAAUGGAAACUCUAUAAAAGAAUUGCCAAGUUCAGUUGGCCUUUUAAUACAUUUGAGGCUUCUCAGCGUCGCAAGUUUAUCCAUCAAGCAUUACCAAAGUCCAUCACCAAACUCUACAAUUUGCAAACUUUAA
Messenger RNA from Quercus robur (English oak), 1906 nucleotides. RefSeq names its product putative disease resistance protein RGA3. Gene Ontology annotation, molecular function: protein binding; ADP binding. Lineage: Eukaryota; Viridiplantae; Streptophyta; Magnoliopsida; Fagales; Fagaceae. The coding region runs from base 32 to 1906 and encodes 624 amino acids. The record is from RefSeq and is a predicted model, not a curated record. The transcript is spliced from 2 exons. Gene Ontology annotation, biological process: defense response to other organism.